GAUAUUCUACGACCUUGGGCCUUGGGUCGACUGGAACUUCAUUCAUCGAUUGCCAUCAUUUGUUGACGAAGAAGGGAUGAAGCCGGUUGUUCCCUCGCAGAAGUUAUAAUUUUAUUGUGUUUAAGCAUUUUUUAAUCAUUGAUAAAUAUACCAGGAUGCCGAAACCAUUUAACUGCCGGUUGAUGCUCGAGAAUGUCCCCAAAACAGACAAUAGUUUUGUGGCACAUUUGCCGAGGGGAUUUGUCGAUUACUACCGGCUGACGAUAGAUCAUCCAACACCCUACAUCUUCGUCACUUACAAGACUCCUGAAGCGUGCAAACAGGCCCUGCUGGAAAUCACGAGCAAUCCAAAAAUCACAUUCACAGCUAAACAGUGCUCGGACAAUCAUCAAAACAACAGAUCCAACAAUUCUGAUAAAUCGGACAAGAUUAUGACGCAGGCAUCAAAACAGAAUCCGGCCAAGAUGAGCAAGUGCGUGUUGUGUGAGAAAGCCGCUGGACUCAUGUGCGAGAGAUGCUUGGAUCCCUAUUGUUCAGCAAGAUGCCAAAGGGAUCACUGGCCAAUCCAUCGGGCUGUCUGCCGAAGGAUGCCGAAAUUGGUUCCUUUUGAGGAGUCUACGGUAAGAACAGAAGUCGUAGAGGAAAGAUCCCCUAAAGCCGCAGUGCAUGAGCUUCAGUUUGAACAGAAUCCUCCAAUGGACCUUAUGAAUGGUAAUCAUGUGGAAGAGAAACAGGAGAGGAAUGAGGUUAAGGCAUCUCCAAGGCCUUCCACUUCUGCAAUCACCAAUGGCAUGAGCCCAUCUGCCAGUGAAAAUAUCACUCCGGAACGUCGCUCUGUGGCACUUCCUGAAACAAUUUCUUUGAAUCUGCUCGAUAUUCCACGUGAAGAUUUCCCUCCGAAUGAAUCACUGAUCUGCAUUCUGCACUAUCCAGAUUCUAACAAAGCUUCCCAGAUGUUCAUCCAUGGACAAGCCUCAAGUGCCACAAUGAAGAAGAUUCACACCAAAGCUAAGGAAUUUGCUGCCAUUCUGCCACCGAUUAAGCAGCCGCCGGAAUUGGGAAAGAUCUAUCUGGCACCUUUUGACGUCGAUCCCGAUGAUGAUUCCUGGUACCGUGUUGUGGCGAAGUCCUACGAUCCAGAAAGUGAACUUGUCGUUGUCGCCUAUAUUGACUUUGGCAAUGCCAGUGAAGUCAAGUGGAACAGACUCCGGGAAUUCCCCAUUCAAAUGGCAAACAUUCCUCGGGUGACUUUUCGUGUGGUGCUAAAGGGUGUUCCGUGUUUUGGGAACAAGGAAGAAGACAAGUUCUACAAACAGGAACUGACGUGCAAGCUUCUGAAGAUGAAGUACGAAGGAGAACCCAAGAGGAUUGACACAGAAGUUAUGCUCUAUGAUACCGAAUCAAAAGUCUGCAUCAAUGAAUACUUCAAUCGAAAUGAAGCUCUGAAGAAGCUUGAGCACUUCAAGCCUGUCCAGUACAAUUUGGAUUGUGUGCCAAUGAAACAGUUUACCGUUCUAGAGAAUGUAGACAUUGCCAUUCAAUAUGACGAGACGCUCGAUAAGGGAUUCAUCUACUUUGUCCUGACUUCUGAUUAUACAGCCAUCUCCGAAAUCGAAAAGAAAGCCACUGAAGUUGGAGAGGCUACACAGCCGUACAAGCCACAAAAGGGUGAACUCUGCAUUGCAAAAUUUGCAUACGGCAAUGACGAGCCAACCUGGUAUAGAGUGGUGAUUGAGAAGAAAGUCGAAGAUGAAUAUGCCUAUUUUGUGUACUUUGUCGACUAUGGAAAUGUCGGCAAAGUAGAGGGGAAGGACAUUCGUGAAAUUGUGCAGGAUUUGAUUGUAGAAUGCCCUCUGAUCUGUGCUAGCAUUGACGGUGGUAAUGAACCGUGGACGAAGGAACGAGCUGCAAAGUUCCGGAAGAUUGCUGCUAAGUCUAUGAACAUUCUGAAGGCACAGAGAAUUGAGUUCAAGAAGGACAAAGAUGACUACGUCGUCAGCUUGCCUGAAAUUGUUAACCAACUUUAAAGUGAUCUGUAAGGUAUUUCUUUAUCUUCUUUUUUUUCUACAGACUCAAACUUUUUUUUUUCAAUACAACUGAAGUUUGUUGAAUUACUUAGUUUUUUUUAUAAUUAUAUAUGAUAUGACGCUCAAUUAUAUUUGCACAAGUGUCAUCCCGCGUAAAAGAGAUGAAAUAAAGUAUUCCAUAUUGAAUUUCUCAUCCCAAA
Molecule: messenger RNA, 2227 nt
Organism: Phlebotomus papatasi
Lineage: Eukaryota; Metazoa; Arthropoda; Insecta; Diptera; Psychodidae
Product: protein vreteno-like
Exons: 5
Coding region: 156-2027 (623 amino acids)
Biological process (GO): spermatogenesis
Source: RefSeq, a predicted model, not a curated record